This is a messenger RNA of Colossoma macropomum (tambaqui), 1708 nucleotides long. Its product is annotated as prostate stem cell antigen-like. The coding region runs from base 467 to 850 and encodes 127 amino acids. NCBI's taxonomy places the organism in Eukaryota, Metazoa, Chordata, Actinopteri, Characiformes, Serrasalmidae. The transcript has 3 exons. The record is from RefSeq and is a predicted model, not a curated record.
CAUCUUAAAACAGACUGCAGUUUGAUGAAGGAACAGAAUAUUACACAAAGUAAUGACUGUUCUGACUCACUCAUAUAAUAGUGACUUAAUACUAAUUAGUCUUUUAUCCUCCAGUCACUUCAGUUUAUGUUUGUAUCAAUUAAAAUGACUGCCUGUGAGUAAAUACAUAUGUUAAAACAAGCUUGGUGCUUUUCUAACUGAAUGGCUUAUUCAUAGAGCAGGGAGCCCAGAAGUCUACACUGAUGUCUGUACAUACAAUGCACUGCGUGUGUGCCACAGCGGCCAGUGACAGUUGUCCUGUGAGAAUGUGAUUGUCUUGUUGUGAUAACAGGCCAAAAGCAUGAGGGAAUGGCAGCUGGGAUGGCUUAUGCCAUUCAGGAAAUGUGAAGGAACGUCUACUGGGUGGUUGUCCAAAGAGAGACAGUCCAUUUCUGUCUGAUACCGACACACACGUUGCUAGAGAAGCAUGGGGACCCUUUCUGGACUGCUGUUUUUCUUCUUAUCUGUGCACUCAGUAAACACUCUUAAGUGUUAUGUAUGCAGUUCCACAGUCUCUAAUGAGCACUGCAACCACAACUCUGAGGACUGCCAGGCUCCUCUGGACACCUGCAUGACCACUGUGAGCAUAUCAGGAGAUAAGAAAGCCAUUGUGAAGCAGUGCUCCGUUUCUCGACUGUGCACUAUAGCUGCAAGCAGUGUCUCACCGGACGUUAAAGGAGACGGCACUGCAGUCACAUGCUGUAGCAGUCGCCUCUGCAACUACAGCGCUGCAUCUACCAUUCAACUGUGUGCGUGGCUACUGACUCUACCCGUGUGUCUGCUCAUUAUCCUCGUUAAACAAGCUGAUUAGAAGUUGGAAGGUAUAAUUACACUGCUGUUAUGGGCCAAAAGAUGAAUUGGGUUGGUGAUGUUUAAACUCCAGUUAAUUGUUUUUCUGGACAAACUGCACACACUGUGAGAGCUAUUUAAAAUGACAUUUCAAGAAUCACUAAACAGGGGUCCUCAAAUCUGGGUCCUGACUAGUUUCCCAUCCUGGAUUUUGUAAUCACUAAUAGGUAAUGACAGUAGGUGGCCAAUUACAUCAACAGUCCAGCUAACCACCAGUGACUACACAAUCCAGGACCAGAUUUAAUGGAUUUAAGGUCUGGAUUUGAAUUCUGCACUAAAAGAUCAUUCAUACAGCUGCAAAUCCAAGGAUGGGGCGCAGCAGUGCAUGAUUUAGUGUUUUCUUUGUUCAACACAUUUGAAUCAACUUUAGAAUAAACUAAUUGAGUUUGAGAACACUGCAUUAAAAGGUUUUGAGAUGGAGCAUAGCACGGACAUUAGCAUACCCUCCUGUAGUUUUCAGUAAAAAGGUGCUUUACACUCUAGUCUAGACAAUAAUAUGAUCAGUAUAAAGUUUUGGUUUUUUUUUUCUUAAUACAUGUACAGAUAUUGUGUUGUAUGGCAUACUUGCACUGUUGAGACAUUUUAAGUUAACAUUCUGAAGAUGUUAUUUUUCUGUUGAUGACCGUUGUCUUACAGCCUGAAUAAUGAUAACACUAAACUAAUAUGCUGCCAUAUAUUACAACUAGUAAAUUGAAUACGUUACCAACCCCAAAGAAAUGAAAUUGGGGUCUUGUGUCAUAACAAUCAGCUAGUUUCUCUAAGCUUUUUCUUUUCCUAUGUGAACAUGUCUAUUAACUGUAAAAGAAAAUGUAAUUCUAAA